AUGCACGGUGAAAUCUUCGCGAUUCUUCGCGGUUACUCUGGUCUUUCUUCUCCAAACAAUUUCAUAUUUCCCCGCCUUACUCCCCUAGAGGAAAUACACGUUUUUUUUAUCAACAAAAUCUUGUUGAGCCCACACUUGUGCCGAUAUCCACCUUCUGAUCAAUACCAGAGACGGUUCUGGAAAUGGGCGAUCGAGAACCUCGAGGCGCUAUCUCCUGACGAGAACGAGGAUUUCGAACUUGAUCCUAAAAUAUACGAGCACUACCUUGGCCUUCUGCCUCCUCAGUCACUAGGCCCUUUGGAUGCCGAGUCCCGACCUCAAAUACGUGGACAAGCGAUUGCACCUGUACAAAAAACCCCGUCCCCGUCCUACAUUACCCACUACUGGAACCCUCAACCAACAAACCCAGACAACGUCUCCUCAUAUCUCAAAGCAACCCUCCUCGAAUCCCGUACUACAAUCGAGUCUGGAACCACCGGCCUACGAACUUGGCUAGCAAGCUUCGUACUUUCCCAGUACCUCAUCCUCCAUCCUGAGCUCAUCAGCUCGAAACGGAUUUUGGAACUGGGAUCGGGUGCCGGUUUUCUCGGUAUUAUUAUUGCGAGCCUCCAACGCAUCUCGAACCCUUCUGCAACUGGCGCUGUGUGGUUGACGGACAUCAACUACGUAGUCCUGGCAAGGUGUCGUCAUAACGUUACCCUCCCAUGCAAUCCCUCUUCAUCUCAUCGAAAUGUGAACUACCGUAUUCUAGACUGGUCAGCAUCGCUAGAGGAAAGCCGAUCGCCGGCCCUCAAAUCUCUAUUAAACGAGAUUGAUCCAGAACUGGUUGUCGGAGCAGAUAUUGUCUUUGACCCGUCGUUAAUUCUUGCGUUGAUUGGAACGAUCAAGUUUGCUCUUCAACCUCAAAGUCAGCUUGUGUCCGAUUCCCCAAAGCUGGCGUUGGUGGCGCUAACAGUGAGAAAUGGGGAAACCAUGGCGAAGUUCCUUGAUGACGCUCAGAGUGCAGGGCUGCUAGUAGUCGGCCUAGCCUUCGAAUUCGACAGGACACCGUUCUUAGAAACCGUUGAAGGCAACAAAGCCGAUGUCAGGAUAUUUCAAAUUAAACUGGUAUAA
Molecule: messenger RNA, 1113 nt
Organism: Laccaria bicolor S238N-H82
Lineage: Eukaryota; Fungi; Basidiomycota; Agaricomycetes; Agaricales; Hydnangiaceae
Exons: 7
Coding region: 1-1113 (370 amino acids)
Source: RefSeq, a predicted model, not a curated record